AUUUUGGUGUAACGUUGGUAGCAACGCGUGUGGACAGUUUGGCAUUUUGUGAUGUGAGAUUUUUAUUAAAAGUUUUUAUUAUCAUGUAGGAGACGAUUUUAAAAGAGAAAAGAACCGUCGACGGUAGGAUUUCCGAUGCGCGAUCGUAUUCGGCGCGCGUCCCCACGCGAAAAACAAACCUAAACGGCACAAUAUCCUCUGUGCGUCUGUUCAAAUUUGGUUAAGAGAGAUGAAAAUAAAAAAUGAAGGAAUGCAAAUAAAAACAUUAGAACAUAUGUGGUAAGGAAUACGAUUUUACGGAAUUGAAUCGUAACCUUAUAUCCCGAACAUUACGGUAUCGGUAAUUAUUGAAAUCGUCAAGGACUUGUACUUUUAUAACAAUUUUAAUAAAAGUGAUUCACUGACAUGUUGACUGUGUAAAGUUAUACUUUGUGAAAUGAUCAAAGAAAAAUCUGAGAAGGGACCGGACGGCGUCAAGGAGGAACCUGGUAGUUCCGAUAAAGAAUCAACCGGAACAGACGUUCAUGUCAAGAAGGAAGAUGAUCCAACGGGAAGUAGUUGUGGUGUUAAAAAAGAACCAGGAAGACCAAUCACUAAAAACGGAGGCAUUAUUGGUUCCACAAAUACAGGAUCGUUACAUAACGAAAGGAAAACGGAGGAGGAAACAUCUUCCGGUACAGACAACCCUAACAUCCCUUUAAAAACAGAAGAAUGUAUCCCACCCAUAAGCGGAGACGCUUUUGGAUUAAAUAUUGCUUCCUCAGCCCCCGCACCACUCCCAGCGCCUCCCGACGGAGUGCAACCGCUUGCCAGUAACGUAAUAAAUAAAUCCAGCAAUAUGGAAGUGCAAUACAUGCAACAACAGAGCCAGAUAUUCGUAUUCUCAACAACGUUAGCUAACUCGGGCGCCGAAGAAGUUUUACAAAGACGUUAUCCUUCCAUUAUUGCCUACCACUGUGCUCAGCCAGGGACGAAAAAAUAUUUAGAAAAGAAUCCAUUCAAAGCGACACAAUUUAAUAGACAAAACCCCGCCCAGUGGCUGAACAAUCUCGCUAUGAUGAAAAACAAAGGGUGUACGAGAAGUCCGGGUUUAGGUCCAAAAACACAAUCAUCCCUCGAUAACUUUCUGGGCACGGAUAGUUUAGAAGAUAUGGUUGCUUUAACCGAAAACGAACUCAGUUGGGAACAGAAAAACAAUCAUCACCUCGAAAAUUUAGAGGGUGUUGGUAACGGUUUGCCUGACGUUCCGGACAUGGAUUCUUGCUCCCCUUCCUUAGCAAACGUACAGCCCUCAUUGCAGGGCGUUAAAGUGCCUGACGAAAAUCUGACGCCUCAGCAGAGACAACAUCGCGAAGUACAACUAGCCACCAUUCGUAAAAUCCACCAGAUCCUCUUCCCGGAAGAUCAAAAUAUGGAAGGAACACCCGCCAACGAAGUUCUCGACAUGCAACCUCCCAACGACUGGCAAAAACUCCAAAAUCAAUUUUUUGACAACCAAAAACCUCCCGCCACGUCUCAACCAUCGAAACCUACCCAAAUUCCGCCCCCAAACACUUCAAAUCCUUCCUCAUUACCGCACAGAGAAGUAAUGAGAGGAGGAGGUCCUUCAACGACGACCGGUCCACGCCUCCAAGGACCCCCACCGCCGUAUCAUCAAACUCCCAGAUCUGCCAGUGUCCCCAUCGCGUUGCAAAGCCCUAGUCCCGCGUCUCCCAACAAUCCCACCUCCAACCUUUCGCUUCCUUCUCCAAGGGCAUCCUCCGGACUCAAUUCGCCCGCGGAUCCUAGUAGACCGUUUGGUUUACCAAACAGACAUAUGAGCCCUACGUCGCAGGAUUCACCACAACCACCUCGAUUAAAUCACAGUAAUCCUGGGACACCCGUUUCAUCACAUGUUUCUCCUACCGUUACUUGCAGUACUAGCGAACCCACUACAAGCAGUCAUCAACAAAAUACAGAUGGAAUAUUUGGUCGUACACUUCAAUCAAUAGCCCAACAAAAACAAAUGCUUACAUCGUCAUCGCAUCCACCGUCGCAACCAGGCCCUGCCGUCUCAAAGGAGCCAAACCUAAUGCCCGUGCCAUCGCCCCAACAGAUACAAUAUUUGAAUACGUUUGAAGGACAAGAACUUAUAAUCCAGAAACAACCAAAUACCAGUUUAAAAGAAGGAAAUAUGAUAUCCCCACCCAGGGUUCUGCCUACAACGAUGGACAGUGGCUUUAACAAUACUCCAGACUUGCCACACACUCGAGGCUCGUGUCCCAACACGCCGACAUCGAUGGAUGUUGGACCAAGGUUUCCUUCAACACCUGGUGUAACAUCGGAAGGUUGCCGAUUUCAAAUUCCUAGCCCUCACACGCCUACUACACCAUCAGGUGAUAAAACGCCAAGACUUAGCGGUCCAGGUCCGGGAUCGGCACCGGGAUUAAGUCCGCAAACAGUGCCAGGUCCGACGUCAGAUCCGUUAAAAAGUGAUUUGUUCCCAACUCCAAGUCCACAUAUGAUGGAUGCGAAUAGGUUCCCGGGUCCGAGCGCUUCUCCAGGAUCGAAAAUGGGAACAUUUAACGUUCCUCCGCAUGAAAUGCCGGGUUACGGUUGCGUGCGGGGUGAAAACGUGCCGUUGAACCCGAACUGUACGAGUGCCAUGCCGGGAAACCCAAAGGUAUCCCAUUUCGACCCGAUUUCGUCGCUGGCGCAAAUGAGCCAGCAGCUGACAAAUAGCGUGCCUAGCUCGUUAAACGGACAGGGCGGCCAAGGGCCGGGAAUGAUGAACUUUGGUUCGCCGUCGAUGCACAUGAUGGACCUGGGGAACUGUCACGGCAUGAACGAGAUGGACCAACCACCGGCGGGUAUGAUGGGAAUGCCCAUGCAAGGGCCGCCGCAUGCGCAUGGUUUUCAUUCGCCGUCGCCGAUGGGGCCGAUACGCUCUCUAUCUCCGAAACUAACAGGUGCCUUUCCUAAUCACAUGACGAUGCCUCGAAUGAUCGGCAGACCGCCGGGUCCUAACCCUUACAACGGAGCGAACGUUCAAGUGAAACCGAGCGCCCCGAAUACGAUACAAUACUUGCCGGCGAAGCCGCAAGUCGGCAACGCUCCCGGCCCGAGAGGGCCUCCUAGUCUCGACUUUUUGCAACGUUUUACGGCGCCUAUCCCUAAUAUGGACAAUAAAAUGCCCACGCAAAAUAUGCAGUACUUCCCGAAUUGCCCCGCAAAUGGUCCUAUGCAAGGUGGCCCUAUGGGCGCUCCUCAUAUGAGCCACAUGGAAGGACCGAUGGGCGAUGGACCGAUGGGUCCGGGUCCAAUGAUGGGAGGACCAUUAGGGAAUGGCGCCGGACCAAUGAUGGGGGGUGGGAUGGGUAUGCCCGGGAUGAUGCCCAUGAUGCGAAUGAGGCCGCCACCGAACAUGAUGCGGAUGCCGCCGCAGAUGGGUUUUAACGGCCCGGCGGGCGGCGCGCCCGACGGGAUGUUCAAUCCUGGACAGCCCAAUCCUCAGAUGUUCGUUAGCGGCCCGAAGGGCAGCCCCAUGGGCAUGGCUCCGGACGCUAGCCAGCCACUUCCACCGUCGAUGGGACAGAACAAUAGCUUUAAGAACUCGGCCUUCGUCGGCCCGACGACCGCCGACCCUAACUACGCACAGCAAUAUCACAACUUUCAGCAGCAGCUUUACGCUACGACCACUAGGAGUCAAAUGGGAGGACAAACUAUGGGGCACGGCACUUAGCUUUUAUUUUAAUGUUGGACUAUCGAUUUUAGUAUUGGACGCUCGUCCUGAGAGGUUUCACUAUUGCUCAUUAUUUUAUUUCUAUCCAUCUGUUAAAUCAUUUAUUGUAAGUUUAUGAGUAUUCAUCAUUGAAUUGAUAACAAUAAAGUUCUAUAUUAUAUA
Messenger RNA from Onthophagus taurus, 3883 nucleotides. It is a transcript of the gene lgs, whose product is annotated as BCL9 domain-containing protein legless. The record is from RefSeq and is a predicted model, not a curated record. Lineage: Eukaryota; Metazoa; Arthropoda; Insecta; Coleoptera; Scarabaeidae.